Molecule: messenger RNA, 2530 nt
Organism: Phymastichus coffea
Lineage: Eukaryota; Metazoa; Arthropoda; Insecta; Hymenoptera; Eulophidae
Product: very long-chain specific acyl-CoA dehydrogenase, mitochondrial-like
Exons: 8
Coding region: 131-2029 (632 amino acids)
Molecular function (GO): fatty-acyl-CoA binding; very-long-chain fatty acyl-CoA dehydrogenase activity; flavin adenine dinucleotide binding
Source: RefSeq, a predicted model, not a curated record
AUGCACAUCGAGACGUUAUGAAAAUACUGAUGUUUUUACGUUAAUAUAAACCAUUUCAAUAGUACAGCGCACAAACUGUUAUCGUCAACUUGCUAUCGCAUCGAAUCUUUUCAAACGGAUUCUGAUCAAGAUGUUUCGACUAUUUAAAAAGGUCACUUUGGAUUCGAAAAGUCUUAACAAACUGAUUGAUUUAAAUACAAGAUGUCUUGCAACGCAAGCAGUAGCAAAAUCAGCAGCAGUGCCAAAAUCUAAAGCUGACAAAUCAUCGAAUUUAAAAUCUCAGUCAUUUACAAUGAACAUCUUUCGGGGUGAGCUGCAAGCUAAUCAAAUAUUUCCGUAUCCUGAAUGUUUAUCCGAAGAGCAGCAAGAAACUGUAAAAAUGAUGAUCGAUCCAGUAGAAACAUUUUUUAAUGAAGUAAAUGACCCAUUCAAAAACGAUGAAACUUCUUCAAUUGAUGAAAAAACUCAAAAAGCUCUUUGGGAACUAGGGGCUUUUGCCCUUCAAGUUUCGCAAACACAUGGUGGUCUUGGUCUCAAUAAUACUCAAUAUGCAAGAUUAGUGGAAAUUGUUGGUCACAAUGAUUUAGGUGUCAGUAUAACUUUAGGAGCUCAUCAAAGUAUAGGUUUCAAAGGUAUACUUUUAUUUGGUACUAAAGAACAGAAGGAAAAAUAUCUGCCAAGAGUUUGUAAUGGCGAAUUCGCUGCCUUCUGUCUUACGGAACCAAGCUGUGGAUCUGACGCAGGUGCAGUGCGUACAAAAGCACAAAAAUCGGCAGAUGGAUCACAUUAUAUUCUUAAUGGAAAUAAAAUAUGGAUUUCAAAUGGAGGAUUGGCUGAUAUUAUGACGGUUUUUGCAAAAUUACCAGUUACAGAUCCUAUCACUGGGGAAACCAAAGAUAAAGUGACAGCAUUCAUUGUAGAAAGAUCUUUUGGUGGUGUUACUAGUGGAAAACCAGAAAAUAAAAUGGGAAUUAAAUGUAGCAACACCACAGAAGUUUUUUAUGAAAAUGUCAAAGUUCCUGCCGAGAAUUUACUGGGAGAAGAAGGACAAGGAUUCAAAGUAGCUAUGCAAAUUUUGAACAACGGAAGAUUUGGAAUGUCAGCAUGUCUUUCUGGAACUAUGCAAUAUUGCAUUCAGAAAGCUACGGAACAUGCUAAGCAACGAGUACAAUUUGGUCGCACAAUCGACAGCUAUGGAACUAUUCAAGAAAAGUUAGCUCGGAUGUCUCUUUUACAAUACGUUUCGCAGUCCAUAGCUUACAUGGUCUCAGGUAAUAUGGAUUUAGGUAGUCAAGAUUAUCAUUUGGAAGCAGCUAUUUCAAAGAUUUUUGCUUCUGAAUCAGCUUGGUUUGUUUGCGACGAAGCUAUUCAAAUUCUCGGAGGAAUGGGAUACAUGAAAGGAACAGGACUUGAGAAAGUGUUACGUGAUCUUAGAAUAUUCAGGAUUUUUGAAGGAACAAAUGAUAUUUUACGUCUGUUUGUUGCUUUGACGGGAAUCCAGUAUGCUGGAAGUCAUUUAAAAGAAUUACAAGAUGCAUUCAAAAAUCCUACUGCCAAUUUGGGAUUGAUUGCUGAAGAAGUUUCAAAAAGAGCUUACAAAGCUAUAGGUAUGAAUUCAUUAAACAUGGCUCAGUUCGUUCAUCCAAAUCUUGCAGCAUCUGCGAACUUGUGUGCCAAAAGCAUUGAAAUGUUUGGAUCGACAAUUGAAUACGCCUUAGUCAAGUAUGGUAGGAAAAUAGUUGAUGAACAGUUUGUAUUAAAUAGGAUUGCGCAAGCAGCUAUCGAUACAUAUACAAUGGCUGUUGUUUUGAGUCGGGCAAGUUUCUCUGCUAAAAAAAAUAAUCCAUCGUCUGAGCAUGAAAUUUUGAUGGCUCAAACCUGGUGUAGCGAGGCUUCCAGUAGAGUGGCUUUUAAUUUGAAAACAGUUAAAGAUGCUAAAUCCUUAGAAAUCUUCUCUAAAUUGAGUAAAAUAUCAAAAAAUGUUUGCGAUGCCAAAGGAGUUCUUCAAAAAACUCCUCUUGGUUAUUGAUAGUUCAUAAAUUUAUACGAGUAUACUGUGAUAGUAUCAUAAUUACAACUCAUGUAUUAUAUUAUAACCUAAAUUGAUAUUAUAAUAUGGUCUGUUGUUAGGAACUGCAUAAAAAAUUUUACAGUAAUGAUAAAAGAAUAACUAUUUUGAUACAGAUUUUUAAAGUAUUUUUUAAUGAUGAAUAUUUUAUUAAAUACGGUGCAACAAUGCAAUCUACAUCUGAAUGGCGAUGAGUUUUAUGUAAAAUGAAUAAUUUAGAAUUUUAUAUUUGUAGAACAAAUUACAAUCCAAAUUAGAUAAAUAAUUAGAAUUAUAUCAUUAAUGCUAGUACAUCGAGGUUCGAUACGAAUAAAUAUGAUAAACUUCAAACUGGUAAAAAUACAUUAAUCAUAAAUAUUUUGGAAUUUUGUAAAUUUAUAUCCAAAUAUGUUAUUGUAAAAUAUUAUGAUUGUAUAAUUACACUACUAUACGUUGUAUAGUAAAGUAUAAAUACAUUAUUCG